Messenger RNA from Xylaria bambusicola, 1064 nucleotides. RefSeq lists its product as uncharacterized. The record is from RefSeq and is a predicted model, not a curated record. Bases 196 to 801 code for a protein of 201 amino acids. The transcript is spliced from 2 exons. Lineage: Eukaryota; Fungi; Ascomycota; Sordariomycetes; Xylariales; Xylariaceae.
UAGACACGCCUCCUCCUCCUCCUUGUGGUCAUGGAGGUCGCUCCAAGGUACAAACUUCGUUUCUCCACCGACAUCCUUCAGCGUGAUUUGACGGUACUCAUCCUCGUCGGUCUUGGUUUUAUUUCUAGCCAAAGAUUUGUGUUUGCUCGAGUUACCAUCCUUCUCCCUGGCUACUAGAGAUAUUUGGGGUCACUUAUGGCGUUGUCACCACGGCAUAUGGUCUCGCCUAUAAAGCGAGCCGGUGCCUCGACCAUGAAUUUGCUUUCGAAGCCGUUCAGACUGCAUAUACAGACAAUAGAACACACUCGCUCUCCAGAUCCCAGCAGCAAGGCAUCAGAUAUUACAGUCAACAUGGUUUCUAUCUCGGUCGAACCACCUAGCCAAGUCCAGCGAGGGACGGUUCUCUACCCUCCCUUGGUCGUUAGCUGUCCAAACGGGCAGUACGCCUUCUUCCAAGUCGUGCUCAUUGAUUCUCACGGACGCAUUGCAGACCAGCAAUAUAUCCAGGGCACGCUUUCAAUGUCCCCACAGGCCUUAGAGUCAAGUUCGCACGGCAGCCGAGGUCCCAAGGAUUAUGCUGUCUUCCCCGACCUGAUAAUCGGUAGAUCGGGAACAUUCACGCUUCACGUCAAUGCCUAUCAGAUGGACUACCAGUCCAUGCCCCCUUCCAUGUAUCAUGCGUCUACGGCUGCUACGCGGGAGAUCCGCGUCCGUUCUGGUGAGGUCUCUGAUGGACGUCCGUCGGGCUCGGAAGCUCGACUGCUGGACAGACUUGCCCAAGCCGGGUUUACUAUCCCGUAGGUGCUACGAUAAAAGGGUGACAGAACAGAAGAGAGACAUCAUGAGCAGUUUUACAGUUACAGUCAUACAUAGCUUCACACUAGAAAGAGGGGAAAUCGGGCCGGUGUUUCUUGACGGGUCAAGUCAGUGGUUUGGGUGCGCAAUGGGGAGGGUCAUCAUUUGUUAGAAUUGUGGGUUGAGGUCACUAUGUUUGUUAUAUCGUUCGUUAUCUUAUGUCAUUUCAUUCUUUUUGGGGCAAGUUCAUCAACCGGAUCAGACGUGAC